CCUGGGGCGGAAGUGGGGAGAGCAGCAGUUUAAAGGAUCCACUCAGCCGCCUCAACCGCCAACCAGGAGACGAAGGGAGGAAUAGAAUGAACAAUGUUUGGAUCCCAAUGACGGGAGAUGAAAGUUGCAAAAGCUCUGCCCAGGCUUCUACCAAGGAUUAACUUUCCAGGGCAUCUGCUGAACAGCUCUUCGGGGCUGUCUGCUGAGAUUGGCGGUGGGAGCCUCCCGCCUCUCACUCGUGCCUUUGUUCCCCACGCCGGCCCAACCCCGCGCCCCUGCGCUGGCGGCCACAGCACCUGACCCACGCGCCGCCCGCCUGGGAUGCUGGAGCCGCCGCGGCUGCCGCUGCUACCGCUGCCUGGCCUGCUCCGCCAGGCACAUGCGCAGUGGCGACACCGAGCCGGCGCCCUCAGUCUCCUCCUCCACCGCCUCCCGGUUCCGCAGUCACUUCCUGCAGCUGUUUCCCUGUGGGUCGGGUUGGACUGACUUUUGACAGUCAGCCUUCGGCUGCGGAGGGGGCUCGGCGGCGGCCGGCGGAGAAAGUUGCUUCGAGGAGAGGCUGGGUCGAGCUGGGCCGAGCCGGGCGCGCAGGGCGGGCGUCGCGGGCGUCCCGGGCGGACGCGGCGCCGAGACUGCCGGCGCGUCCCGGGGGUUCCGGCAUUUCACGUGGACCAGGUGGAUCAUCUGUGGGUGCCGCUGCCUUGGCCCUCUCAGUUGCCCCCGCCCGGUGGGAGUCUGGGGAUUCCAUCCUUCGUGAUGGCAUCCUUACCGGGUUGAGAUUUGAAGACCUUGCUUCUCAUCACCCACUGGAUUAUGCCCAAGGCUUUCCUACCCAAUGAUCCUCUUGCAACACACCGUGCUUCCUCCACCUAAGCAGCCCUCACUCUCGCCUCCUAUGUCAUUGGCCACCAGGUCUACAGGAACCUUGCAGCUUCCACCACAGAAGCUUUUUGGGCAGGAGGCUUCCUUGCCUCUUGCAGGGGAAGAAGAGUUAUCAAAGGAAGGGGAGCAAGACUGUGCCCUGGAGGAGCUAUGUAAGCCCCUGUACUGCAAACUCUGCAAUGUCACCUUGAACUCUGCACAGCAAGCCCAGGCUCAUUAUCAGGGUAAAAAUCAUGGUAAGAAACUCCGAAAUUACUAUGCAGCAAAUAGCUGUCCUCCUCCUGCUAGAAUGAGCAAUAUGGUCGAGCCUGCAGCUACUCCAGUUGUUCCAGUCCCUCCGCAGAUGGGCUCCUUUAAACCAGGAGGCCGAGUGAUCCUGGCCACAGAGAAUGAUUACUGUAAGCUCUGUGACGCCUCCUUCAGUUCCCCGGCUGUGGCUCAGGCUCACUAUCAAGGGAAGAAUCAUGCCAAGAGGCUGCGGCUGGCGGAAGCUCAGAGUAACUCAUUCUCGGAAUCCUCAGAGCUGGGUCAACGGCGGGCCAGGAAAGAAGGGAAUGAGUUUAAGAUGAUGCCUAACAGGAGAAAUAUGUAUACAGUACAGAAUAAUUCAGGUCCUUACUUCAAUCCCCGCUCUCGGCAGAGAAUUCCACGUGAUCUGGCCAUGUGUGUUACUCCAAGUGGCCAGUUUUACUGUUCAAUGUGUAAUGUUGGGGCUGGCGAAGAGAUGGAAUUCCGGCAGCAUUUAGAGAGCAAGCAACAUAAGAGCAAGGUGUCGGAACAGCGGUACAGGAAUGAGAUGGAAAAUCUGGGAUAUGUAUAGUGAUUAUCACAUUAAGAUAGAGCAGCUCGUUCUGCCUGUUGUUUGCCUUUUGUCAACUUGCCCUGCUUUGUGGUCUUUUUGAUAUGAGUACAUUCCUCUGCUUAAUGUUAAUACAUGUAACCCAUGGUGGUACCAUAAGAUGUCAAAACCUGGGGGUCCGGGGGCGGGGUGGGGGGAGGCGGGUGUGGAGAACGUGCUUCUCUUAGGUCAUAACGCUUUUGCAGGGUCAAUUGUGUUGAGCUGCUCAUAGCAUGUGACCUACCUACCCCAUCAGAAAUAACUUGCCCGAGUUCUGAUCAACUGGUAGCCUGACUGCUUAGAAUUUGACUAUUUAAAAGUUUCAUUUUCUUUUGCAAUUUUAGUUUUGUGUACCGUUAAAGAAUAGUAUUGAAUUCUUUUUAGAUCACAGUAAAAAUAGGUUGGCAGAGAUUUCUGUUUCCCAGGGCUUAACCAGAACGACCACCUCAAUGCAUUGUCAGUAGAAUACAUUAUUAGAAACUGUUAAGGUCUUUCCUGGGACAUUUUUUUUCUGCCAUUUUCUUUUGCAGUUGUAGUUUUAUGUACUGUUAAAGAAUUGUACCGAAUUCUUUUUAGAUCAAAGUAAAAAUAGGUCAGCAGAGAUUUCAGUUUCCCAGGGCUUAACCAGAACCGCCACCUCAAUGCAUUGUCAGUAGGAUACAUUAUUAUAAACUGUUAGGGUCUUUCCCAGGACAUUUUUUUUUCUGUAUCAUGUCUCCCCAUCAUUGAAAUGCAAGUUUUGUUGAAUUCAAAUACUCCCACUGAGCUUGUAUACUUCCAAACAGCUAAACUUGAUUUCUAGUUGUGGAUUUCAUACAUGUAUGAAAUUGCUGCCUUCUUCCCUCCUCUUUUUCCCCCCUCAUUGAAUCAGCUUGUCUAACAAGCUCAUUUUCAUGCCCCAGCUGUGCUGUGGGUUUUCCAGACCUCAUAUUUGAAUAUUCAAUGAGUUUAAGAUGGAUAUGAUUUAAAAAAAAUACGUUUGGGCGCAGUGGCUCACGCCUGUAAUUCCAACACUUU
Molecule: messenger RNA, 2737 nt
Organism: Mandrillus leucophaeus (drill)
Lineage: Eukaryota; Metazoa; Chordata; Mammalia; Primates; Cercopithecidae
Gene: ZMAT3
Product: zinc finger, matrin-type 3
Exons: 8
Coding region: 836-1702 (288 amino acids)
Molecular function (GO): zinc ion binding; nucleic acid binding
Source: RefSeq, a predicted model, not a curated record